Molecule: messenger RNA, 1098 nt
Organism: Rana temporaria (common frog)
Lineage: Eukaryota; Metazoa; Chordata; Amphibia; Anura; Ranidae
Product: olfactory receptor 10A7-like
Exons: 1
Coding region: 128-1054 (308 amino acids)
Biological process (GO): G protein-coupled receptor signaling pathway
Cellular component (GO): membrane
Molecular function (GO): G protein-coupled receptor activity; olfactory receptor activity
Source: RefSeq, a predicted model, not a curated record
UAGAAAAUUGAAAUUAUCCUGCAGUUUGUGUACAUGUUCACAAACCUUGUUUGUCUAAAAAUAAACAAUUUCACUUUUAAGCACUUUCUUCUCUAUUUAAAAGGAAACUAUUGACCACAAUCUGACUAUGAUCAGCAGAGUCAUACUCUUGGGAUUUCAGGGGCCUCCUCUCUUCCGAAGGAUCCUCUUUAGUUUGUUUCUCAUAAUAUAUUGUGUGACAAUGUAUGGAAACCUCCAGACCAUCACACUGGUGUCCUACAGCAAGAACCUCCAAACUCCAAUGUAUACCUUCCUCACCCAACUCUCCAUAUCAGACAUUAUUCUGAGUUCAGACAUUGUACCUAGCUUGCUCUAUGUUCUACUAAGUAAUAGUGGUGUCAUGUCCUUUUCCAGCUGUAUAGCUCAAUUUUAUUUCUUUAUAGUGACAGAAAUCUAUGACUUAGUUCUCCUCACUGUGAUGUCAUAUGAUCGAUUUAUGGCUAUAUGUAACCCUCUAAUGUAUAACAGCGUGAUGAGCCAUGUUUUCUGUGUGAAAUUGAUUGUUCUAUCAUGGUCACUGAGCAUUUUUGUUUCACUGAUUGAAUUCAUAACCGUGUACAAUUUAUGGUUUUGUGGACCAAACAUUAUUGACCAUUUUUUCUGUGAUAUGGAACCUCUUCUGGACCUUUCUUGUUCUGACAUCUCCACGGUUCAGAUAGAAAUUAUAAUCUUAUCUAUUCCCACGAUCAUAUUUCCAUUUGGCUUUAUUAUCAUAUCUUACAUUAAAAUUAUUUACAGCAUUCUAAGAAUUUCAUCGAGUACAGGCAGGCAGAAAGCCUUCUCAACUUGCAGUUCUCACUUGGCUGUGGUCUCUAUUUUUUAUGGAACGCUGUUCUUUACUUAUGUACUGCCCACAAGAGGAAAACCAUGGGACCUGAGCAAAGUUGUAUCACUUUUGUACACUGUUUUCACUCCAUUGAUAAAUCCAAUUAUCUAUAACUUGAGAAAUAAAGAUAUUAAGUCAGCCUUAGUAAAAUCUGUUCACAGCUUCCACUCAAAUUUUCUUUCAAAGUAGAUCAGUUUAAACAAGUUACUUUUAAAGAAACAAUUAAUUCGGUC